AUGUUGUCUGACCCCCAGCCCUGCAGGAUGACGCGAGAGGAGCGAGAAGAGGCGUACAACAAAGCCCGUCAACGCAUUUUUGGAAGUAGUGAAAAUAAGGAGAAUCAGAACCAAGAUGGCGAGGACAGUAAUGGUGUCUCUCGUGCCAGCUCUGUUUCCGCCAAGGAUAGAGUCAACGGUGGAAAAAGAAAGGUCAACAAGCAACGACGAGAUGACAACGAGGGCUUUGAGUCUCGCUCGCAGUUCGUUGCUUGGUGCGGGCCCCAACAACCUACCUGGGCGGCUGCAGGGCCUCAGUAUUAUCAGGUCGCUGCACCUCAGUUCAACGGGCAAUACCAGCAGCAACAGCCGCCACAACCGGUGUAUCAGACCACCAUGCAGCCCAUGUAUGGACCUGGCCAACCGCAUCCUCCCCAGAUGAUGCCUGGCAAUGGAUAUCCUCCUCAUUACAAUGCCGUGCCUCAGACCUUUCAGACUCCGGCUGGACCACAACCAAGAGCUCCACUGCCACCUCAGCCGGCCUACCAGGCUCCUAAUGCCCCCCCAGUGGCCGGGCCGAUGUACAACGCUCCUGUCCCGGCCAUUCAGCAGCCAGCAUGGCCGCAACAACCACAACCCCAGGCGCAGCCCCAACCUCAACUUCAACAGCCCCCAGCCUUCACUCAGGGUGCUUAUCCGCCUCCGCGGGGGAGCCCUGUUCCUGGCCAUGCUGGGAUUCCUUAUGCCUUUGGACAGCUUCCUGUCAAUGUCAACCCCAACGAUCCCAAGAGCCAGCAUCCAAUUCCUGGGAGCUACAGCCGUCAGUCCUUUAACCCAAAGACGCAGUCUUUUGUGCCCGGCGGCGGAAUCCCCAUGCAGCAGUCUACGCCGCCGCCGGCUGGUUCAUAUGGAGGAACAAGCUCUCACCACGGCAGUCCGCAUCCUCAGUUCAACUCACCUCACUUGAGUUACGCCGGGUACCAGCAGCCGAUUCCGCAGCCAAUGCCGCAGCCCGGUUAUGGGCCGGUGCCCGGUGCCUACAGUAUGACGAGACAGAGCUCCAACGCCUCCAUGACGCAGUACCACAAUGUGCAUCAACCUCUGCACGGCAUCCCCCCGCAUGCGCCGCAGCAUAUGGGCGGUCCACCACACAUGGCACCCAAGUCCAACGGGCCGCCAGGACAGCAGACAUAUAGCCACCUACCGAACUACGGCAACCCAGCCACAUUGCCGCAGAAACCCUCGACUUGA
Messenger RNA from Podospora pseudopauciseta, 1230 nucleotides. RefSeq lists its product as uncharacterized. The record is from RefSeq and is a predicted model, not a curated record. NCBI's taxonomy places the organism in Eukaryota, Fungi, Ascomycota, Sordariomycetes, Sordariales, Podosporaceae. The coding region runs from base 1 to 1230 and encodes 409 amino acids. The transcript has 3 exons.